AUGUAUCGCCACGAGGGAUCAAAUGCGAGUACCUCAGCAUUGACCAAUGAGGACUGGUGGAAUAAUUGUAUCUACAAUGAAGCCCCAACAGGAGUAUAUGUGGAAACCCAACAGUUGAAUUGCGUGGGACCUCCGCCGGCUGUAUCAUCAAGCAAGGUGCCAGAAUUCGACUGGGCGACUUAUCCGGAUGUCAUAAAUGUCGAGCAGCCGCUUCACCCGCAAGUCUAUCAGCAGAGAGUACCAACUCAGCAAGAAAUUCGAAAAUCCUUGCUAAAGCUAAAGGCAGAACUUCUUCAUGAUCUGGAUUUGCUCGAUGACGGCUCCUAUGGUUUCACGCCCCCGUAUCAUGCACAGGACAGUUGCAAUCCCUCAAUGGAAACACUCAAUCUUCCCAUAACUCAAUUGUUUCACCAUUCAUCUUGGCUUUUGGAAAUUGUGCACUCCUUCCGUGGCACAAGCAAUACAUCCGACGAUGAAUCUGGCUUGGCCCUGUCGACCCAACUUUAUCCGACUCAGAAUUGCCAUUUCGAAGGUUCAAUCAGCAAUAAUUCAGAUUCUGGCGAAAGUGGCUUAGAAGAAAGUGCAGCCAUAUCAUCCCCUACUGAUUCAGGAUAUCAGACCAGGAUCACUUCUCCUGGUCAAACGACGCUCCCAUCUUAUGACGUAACGCUAUGGCUUAGCGUCCUCGAAGCACAUUGCUAUUUAGCACGCAUCUAUCGCGCUAUUUUCACUCGUCUGUAUCAAUUGUUUCUUAUCAUCCCCCCGAAUGAAGCGGAUGGAUUUUUACUGUUGCCAGCACUCCGGCAUGGACCUACCCAAUUGGAUGGAAAUUUCACCAAGCAAGUAAAGACACUUGUUGAGAUUGGCUCUACAAUGAUGGGCGAAAUUGUAGUCGCACUUAGAUGGUGCUCUGACUACGAUCAAGCUCACGUGGAUGGGGAGUUCAGUGUGCUCGAAAGAACGUCUGAGAAUAGUUGGACAACAUCUAUUCGCGAAUGUGUACUUGCACAGGAACAAGACCCAUGUGAGAUGCCUUUGGUGGAUAUCAUGAAGUGUUUACGCCAACUUCUUAGAGAUACGGUGGUUCCUUAG
This is a messenger RNA of Penicillium salamii, 1092 nucleotides long. The record is from the annotation of a GenBank genome assembly. NCBI's taxonomy places the organism in Eukaryota, Fungi, Ascomycota, Eurotiomycetes, Eurotiales, Aspergillaceae.